Molecule: messenger RNA, 4241 nt
Organism: Oncorhynchus masou masou (cherry salmon)
Lineage: Eukaryota; Metazoa; Chordata; Actinopteri; Salmoniformes; Salmonidae
Exons: 18
Coding region: 176-3100 (974 amino acids)
Biological process (GO): monoatomic cation transport; positive regulation of interleukin-1 production; regulation of DNA-templated transcription
Cellular component (GO): plasma membrane
Molecular function (GO): DNA binding; wide pore channel activity
Source: RefSeq, a predicted model, not a curated record
GUUUGUGCAAGGGAGUAUAGGCUGUGUUGUCAGCCUAGUGUCAGUCUGAUGAAGAUUGGCAUUCAGACUUUGUGUGGAGGACUGGACACUAAGGCGUGGAAGAGCAGACGACAACAACAUUGACUGCUGCUGUGUUGCCGAGGGCAAACUAACUGUCUCCAUGUGAAUCUGUCCCAUGAUGCAACAUGUGUCCCCAGCACUAACAAUGAUGGCCACUCAGAGCGUUCCUCCACCAUCGUACCAGGAGAGCCAACAGAUGACGGGCACCACCCAACAGAACUCCAAGGCCCAACAGGUCCACAUCUCAGCAUCCUCAGAAACUGGGAAUACCCCCAUCAAUGUGACCCUUGACCCCCAGGCCCAGCUGGAGUCAGAUAAGCGGGCCGUUUACAGACAUCCCCUAUUCCCACUGCUGGCCCUGCUGUUUGAGAAGUGUGAGCAGGCCACCCAGGGCUCUGAAUGCAUCACCUCUGCCAGCUUCGAUGUGGACAUCGAGAACUUUGUGCAUCAGCAGGAGCAGGACCACAAGCCAUUCUUCAGCGAGGACCCCGACCUGGACAACCUGAUGGUGAAGGCCAUCCAGGUGCUGAGGAUCCACCUUCUGGAGCUGGAGAAGGUCAACGAGCUCUGCAAGGACUUCUGCAACCGCUACAUCACCUGCCUCAAGACCAAGAUGCACAGCGACAACCUGCUUCGCAAUGACCUGGGCGGGCCCUACUCGCCCUCGCACACCUCGCUCAGCCUGCAGCAGGACCUCCUCCAGACAUCCUCUCCAUCCAUGACAUCAGUCUCCAGCUCCGUCAACUCCUCGGGCAUCAUGAUGCCCACCGGGACCCUGCAACAGGGUAACAUUGCCAUGACUACCAUCAACUCCCAGGUGGUGUCAGGUGGCACCUUGUAUCAGCCGGUUGCCAUGGUGACGUCGCAAGGGCAGGUGUUAACCCAGGGACUCUCCCAGGGGACCAUCCAGAUCCAGAAUUCACAGGUAAACCUGGACUUGGCUUCACUCUUGGACAGUGAUGACAAGAAGCACAAGAACAAGAGAGGGGUCCUGCCCAAGCACGCCACCAACAUCAUGCGCUCCUGGCUCUUCCAGCAUCUCAUGCAUCCCUACCCAACAGAAGACGAGAAAAGACAGAUUGCAGGACAAACAAAUCUGACCUUAUUACAGGUCAACAACUGGUUUAUCAACGCUCGCAGGCGCAUCCUCCAGCCCAUGCUGGAUGCCAGUAACCCAGACCCAGCUCCCAAGGCUAAGAAGAUGAAGUCCCAACACCGUCCAACCCAGCGCUUCUGGCCAGACUCCAUUGUUGCUGGCGUCUUGCAGACACAUGGACCUCACUCUAACAACGCUGACAACCCCUUAGGCUUGGACAGCCUCCAGCCCCUGUCCUCUGACUCAGCCACCCUGGCCAUGCAGCAAGCAAUGCUGGGUGGAACCGACGACUCCAUGGAUGGCACAGAGGAAGAAGAGGAGGAGGAGGAGGAGGAGGAGGAGGAAGAGGAAGUUAUGGAGGAGGAAGAGGAAGAUGAGGAGGAGGAAGAGAGCGAGGGAGGGAGACGUAUAUCUGGCGGCGGAGGAAGGAGAGAUCUGGGCAUGGAGCAUAGAGAGGGGCUAGAAGGGCCUCGCCAACACAGCUCUGGUCUUCAGAGAGGCGUUUGGUUCAGUUGUCUCACUGCAUUUCCUUACUGGAUUUCCAUCCUGCAGUCACUGGUCACUGGAAAGAGCAAACGGAUUGAAGGCGUCAAGAUGUCCAUCGCUAAUGCAGCCGCGCAGGCCAUGCUGACGGAUGCCUUGCUCCGGGACGGCGCCGGGGGCAGCCAUAUCGGUCACCUGGAGCUGGAGCUGCCGCUCGACAGAGUCAUCAAGUUUGUGUCCGUGGGGCUGCCCUUGCUGCUGGUGUCCAUGGCCUUCGCUCGCGAAAUCUCCAUCGGCCCACAGAUCAGCUGUUUCCCACCUAACAACUUCACAGCCAGGCAGGCAGCCUAUGUGGACACGUACUGCUGGGACUCCCUGAUGCACCAUGAGUUUGACACAGAUGGAAAGUUCGAGGAGCGAUCCCUCUGGGUGCACAAGAUUUUCCCUUACUCUCUGUUGGCUAUGACCAUGAUGAUGUACCUGCCUGCCCUCAUCUGGCGUUUCCUCGUGAUGCCAUCGCUGGGCUCUGACCUGCUCUUCAUCAUUGAUGAGCUGGACAAGUCCUACAACCGCUCCAUACGAUUGGCUCAGAGCAUCCUGGAGAUGCGACAGAACACCCAGAACCCCCUCACAUUCCAAGCCGAGCUUGAGAGGGCCAAGAGGAAGCGCUACUUCGAGUACCCCCUGUUGGAGAGGUACAUGCAGAGCAAGCAGAGCUCCUACUUCCUGGUCAGCAUGCUCUUUCUCCGCGGCUUCCUGUUGCUCACCUUCAUGUCGGCCGCCUGCCUCUACCUCGUCUAUUUCCACCUGUCCGCCUUCCUCCGGGACGAGUUCAGCUGCUUCGUCCGCACGGGCUUGCUGCGUGACCAAAACUGGGUUCCCGAGCUGGUCCAGUGCAAGAUGACCGGCCAACUGGUCUUCCAGGUGAUUAGCGUGGCUAACGGUGCUAUCUAUGUCCUGCUGGUGCCUAUCGUGCUGUUCAGCUUGGUCCGCCUCUUCUGCUGGGAUACGGCUCUAUUGUCGGUGUAUGAGGUUCUCCCCGCAUUGGGCCUCAAAAGCGGUCACAAACUGGGCUGCCCGCUCAACGACCUCAAUGUUCUUUUACUGUUUCUGCGCGCUAACGUGGUGCACCUGCAAUCUUAUGGCAGACUGAGGGCUAUAUGCUCGCUGGCACCCCCACAGAUCGGGAAGGGGAAUGGCAUGAAGGGUGUGAGGAUGCUGACGGAGGAGGAGAUUGAGGAGAGGGCCGAGAUGGCGCAGGAGUUGGAGGAGGACGUGGAGGAGCUGCAGGAGGAAGGGAAGCUCAACCUGGUGGACAUCAUGACCAUCUUAGGAGCGGCCCGGGGAAACGCUGUCAACUGCACAGAGCCCAGGCCACUGGUGGAGGAGAAUAUGAGUCUGGAGCCAAACCACCAGGGGUACCAUGAGUUGAAGGAGACUGCACCAUGUAAAAAUGACUAAAUCACCAAUGGACAUCAAUGUGACAUCAAUCAAUGUGGAUGAAGGAAAAAUAUACUGAACAAAAAUAUUAACGCAACAUGCAACAAUUUCAAAGAUUUUACUGAGUUACAGUUCAUAUAAGGAAAUCAAUCAAUUUAAAUAUGUUUUUAGGCCCUAAUCUAUGGAUUUCAAAUGACUGGGCAGGUGUGCAGCCAUGGCUUAGGCAGGCCCAGCUAAUCCGGAUUAGUUUUCCCCCCAAAAAAGGGCUUUAUUACUGACAUAAAACCCCUCAGUUUCAUCAGCUGUCUGAGUGGCUGGUGUCAGACAAUUCCGCAGGUGAAGAAGCCGGAUGUGGUGGUCCUGGGCUGGAGUGGUUACAUGUGAUCUGCAGUUGUAAGGCCGGUUGGAAUUACUGCCAAAUUCUCUAAAACAAUGUUGGAGGCGGCUUAUGGUAGAGAAAAUAGCAUUUAAUUCUCUGGCAACAGCUCUGGUGGACAUUCCUGCAGUCAGCAUGUCAAUUACAUGCUCCUUCAAAACUUGAGACAUCUGUGACGUGUUGUGUGAUGAAAUUGCAUUUUAGAGUGGCUUUUUUUGUGUAAUAAUCAUGGUGUUUAAUCAGCUUCAUGAUAUGCCACACCUGUCAGGUGAAUGGAUUAUCUAGGCAAAGUAGAAAUGCUCACUAACAGGGAUGUGCACAUCAUUUGAUUUGGUUGUCAUUUAAGCUUGGUUGUGACUCAAACAUUUCUGGGAUAUUUCAUUUUAGCUCAUAAAACAUAAAACUACACUAUAUAUGUUGCAUUUAUAUUUUUGUUCAGUAUAGCUAGGUUUAGAAGAUUAGUUAAAAAAGACUUAACCCUGGAGAGAAGUGAGGGACGGUGUUCUGUACUCAGAGAAAUUGUUCCAAAAAGCCUCCAUUAGAAUGAAAAGCUUGGUGGUUGAGUUGAGCGAUGUAAGUUUUUGAUGUAUGACUGAGCUUUUGGGUCGUUGGGACUCAACUUAAUUUCAACCACAGAUUUCCUAUUUGUCCUUUAUGGAUAUGCUAUGUACUGUACUUGUAAGAUUUUGUGAUUUUUCAAAAGGUAAAGUUCUAUCUGUGAAACGUCUACAGGUAACAUUUGAUAUGCUCUAUGUCAGAUACAAAUAAUGUAAUGAAUAAAGUUAU